Molecule: messenger RNA, 636 nt
Organism: Nicotiana tabacum (common tobacco)
Lineage: Eukaryota; Viridiplantae; Streptophyta; Magnoliopsida; Solanales; Solanaceae
Source: RefSeq, a predicted model, not a curated record
AUGGAAUAUCUUAGCAUGAGCCUAAAUGGACCGAAAGAAGACAAAACUUUCAAAUAUCAUCCUAAGUGUGCUAAGCUAGGCAUUACUCACUUGAGUUUUGCUGAUGAUUUGUUGUUGUUCUCUAGAGGUCAUCUACCAUCAAUUGCUGCCUUGCACAGAUGUUUCAGUCAGUUCUCUCAAACCUCAGGCCUACAAGCUAAUUUAGGCAAAAGCUUUGUCUACUUUGAGGGAGUUUCUCAAACUGAGAGAUCAAGGAUACUACAACACUUUGGAUAUGUCCAAGGGGAGUUAACUUUCAGGUACCUUGGCAUACCACUCUCAACUAAGAAGAUUUCAUUAAUGCAAUGGCAACCGCUCAUUCAGAAAAUAGUGGCACGAGUGUCUUCCUGGACAACAAAGAAGUUAUCAUAUGCAGGGAGAGUGCAACUAGUACAAAGUAUUCUAUUUGGCAUAUGGGCUUAUUGGGCUCAACUGUUUCCCCUUCACAUUAAGGUUUUGAAGCUCAUUGAUGGUUAUUGUCGAAGCUAUGUAUGGUCUGCUGACAACAAUAUCACUAAGAAGUCAUUGGUUGCAUGGGAGAAACUAUGUACUCCUAAGUCUGUAGGAGGGUUGAACUUAGUCAAUCUUCAAUUGUAG